This is a messenger RNA of Durotheca rogersii, 1192 nucleotides long. RefSeq lists its product as uncharacterized. The record is from RefSeq and is a predicted model, not a curated record. The transcript is spliced from 2 exons. NCBI's taxonomy places the organism in Eukaryota, Fungi, Ascomycota, Sordariomycetes, Xylariales, Xylariaceae. Bases 289 to 1032 code for a protein of 247 amino acids.
CUUUUUCCUUUUUUUUUUCUUUUUAACCUGCUCGCCGGCUUAGAGGGAUGACAUACCUGCCUGGGCAUUUCUUCGUUGCCUAACAUAGACCUAUCUUGGUCGUCGACCAACUAUCGCGAGCUAGCUACAGCACCUACCUCGCUGGAUUAUCCAACAGGCAUAGCCGAGUGUUAUUAGACACUUCUGCGGGGCUUUCGACUAGCCAAAGACGCCCCUCCCCUCUCCUCCCCCUCCCCCUCGAUCCUUCUGGGCUGUACUCGACACGCUCGUUAUCGCCAUUUGGACAGUAUGGCGUUCCGACCUUCUGGAGGUGCCCCCCCCGGCUUCCCGACGUCCUUCCAACCCCCUCAACCCUCCCCGUCCGCUAGCGCGCGAGGGAUGGCGCGCGAGGUCGACCCUUCGGGUCCCUUCAUCCCAUUCCAGGAGUCGCAGUUUGACAUCCUCGAGUGGUACCCCCAGUUUCAGUCCUGCGUGCGGUACUUCUUGGACCACGCCCAACACAGCGGGCCGGUGCAGGCUGUCGCCGCAUUCGUGAAUAUCCAGUUGCCGUUUCAGCAGCCGCAGCACCCCGUCGUCUCGUCGAAACCGAUCGGGUCGCCCUCGGGGAUCCCGCCUCCGCCCUCCAUCGCCGCCGGGAAGCUCCCGAUGCCUCGGGAGCCCCCCACGACGAUCUCUCUUACUCCAUACAUCAGACGGUUGGUGGCGACGGGGCUAGAUCUUCCCGGAGUGCUCCACGGGUUCUUCGGGGACGACUGGGUGGCAGGCAUAGGCCACCUCCACGAAGUCGAGCGGAGAAACUUUCUCUUCGCUGCCAAGAGUGCCGGCUGGCUCAAAGUCAAGUCGCAGUACGACAUGCCGGACGGGCAGAAUAUCCCGUUCCUGCGGCCGCUCCAGAACGUCACAGAGAAGGAGAUUGUCAGCGCGGAGGCGAACUGGAGUGAGUGGCUGGCAAUGCAGGACUGGAUGGUCGGACCACGCUCACCUGACGUCGAUAGAGAUAUGGCUGUCGUUAUAAAGAGCGAGGAUGUCUGAGCAGCGGCGGAGACGAUGGGGGAUUCCCGUCGCGUCCCCGCAGAGGCGAGCACGAACAUAUAACUCAUUAAAUAAAUAAAAAAACCAAGAUGACGUUCUUGUCCGGGAACUACUAGAUUGGAGUUGCGGGCCGGCCAAAAAAAAACCAAAAAAAGAAGCG